Molecule: messenger RNA, 5361 nt
Organism: Balaenoptera musculus (blue whale)
Lineage: Eukaryota; Metazoa; Chordata; Mammalia; Artiodactyla; Balaenopteridae
Gene: RANBP10
Product: RAN binding protein 10
Exons: 15
Coding region: 112-1974 (620 amino acids)
Biological process (GO): cytoskeleton organization; cell surface receptor signaling pathway
Cellular component (GO): cytoplasm
Molecular function (GO): protein binding
Source: RefSeq, a predicted model, not a curated record
UUCUAACUGUUUCUGCACCACUGAUCCUGUGGGGCUGGAGCCCCAAACCAAUGGACAGAGACAGGAGGUGCAGAGGUCCGAAUCAGUGACACAAUAGCAGCUCCCUCCAAGAUGGCGGCGGCGACGGCGGACCCGGGAGCUGGGAACCUGCAGGUUGGAGACUCCUCCGGCGGGGGCACUGGAUGCGGGCUGCCGUCCCCAGGGGAGCAGGAACUGAGCCGGCGCCUGCAGCGCCUGUAUCCCGCGGUCAACCAGCACGAGACGCCGCUGCCGCGCUCCUGGAGCCCCAAGGACAAGUACAACUACAUCGGCCUCUCCCAGGGCAACCUCCGCGUCCACUACAAAGGUCAUGGCAAAAAUCACAAAGAUGCAGCCUCAGUGCGUGCCACCCACCCCAUACCUGCUGCCUGUGGCAUUUAUUACUUUGAGGUGAAGAUUGUCAGCAAAGGAAGAGAUGGGUACAUGGGAAUAGGACUCUCAGCUCAAGGCGUCAACAUGAACAGACUUCCUGGUUGGGAUAAACAUUCCUAUGGUUACCAUGGUGAUGAUGGGCAUUCCUUCUGUUCCUCGGGGACUGGCCAGCCCUAUGGUCCCACAUUCACUACAGGAGACGUGAUUGGCUGCUGCGUCAACCUCAUCAAUGGCACUUGCUUCUACACGAAGAAUGGCCACAGCCUUGGUAUAGCCUUCACAGACCUCCCGGCCAACCUCUACCCCACCGUAGGCCUGCAGACACCUGGGGAGAUUGUGGACGCCAACUUUGGGCAGCAGCCCUUCCUGUUUGACAUUGAGGACUACAUGCGGGAGUGGCGUGCCAAGGUCCAGGGCACUGUCCACUGCUUCCCCAUCAGUGCCCGGCUUGGCGAGUGGCAGGCGGUGCUGCAGAACAUGGUCUCAUCUUACCUGGUGCAUCAUGGGUAUUGUGCCACGGCCACGGCUUUUGCCCGAAUGACUGAAACCCCGAUUCAGGAAGAACAAACGUCCAUAAAGAACAGACAAAAGAUCCAGAAGCUGGUGCUGGAGGGCCGUGUGGGUGAGGCCAUUGAGACCACACAGCGCUUCUACCCAGGGCUGCUGGAGCACAACCCCAACCUGCUCUUCAUGCUCAAGUGCCGACAGUUUGUGGAGAUGGUGAAUGGGACUGACAGUGAGGUCCGCAGCUUGAGCUCCCGAAGCCCCAAGUCCCAGGACAGCUACCCUGGCUCCCCAAGCCUCAGCCCCCGACACGGCCCCACUAGUUCCCACAUGCACAACACAGGAGCAGAUAGUCCCAGCUGCAGCAAUGGCGUCGCUUCCACCAAGAGCAAACAGAACCACAGUAAAUACCCUCCGCCCAGCUCCUCCUCUUCCUCGUCGUCGUCCUCAUCCUCCUCAUCUCCAUCCUCAGUCAAUUACUCCGAGUCCAACUCAACAGAUUCCACCAAGUCCCAGCCCCACAGCAGUACCAGUAACCAGGAGACCAGCGACAGUGAGAUGGAGAUGGAGGCGGAACAUUACCCCAAUGGUGUGCUGGAGAGCAUGUCCACACGCAUUGUCAAUGGUGCCUACAAGCAUGAGGACCUGCAGACGGAUGAGUCCAGCAUGGAUGAUGGGCAUCCUCGGCGGCAGCUCUGCGGGGGCAAUCAGGCGGCCACAGAAAGGAUUAUCCUGUUUGGCCGUGAGUUGCAGGCACUGAGUGAGCAGCUGGGCCGGGAAUACGGCAAGAAUUUGGCCCACACGGAGAUGCUGCAGGAUGCCUUUAGCCUGCUUGCGUACUCAGACCCCUGGAGCUGCCCAGUUGGCCAGCAGCUUGACCCCAUCCAGAGGGAGCCUGUAUGCGCUGCCCUCAACAGCGCCAUUUUAGAGUCUCAGAACCUGCCAAAGCAGCCCCCUCUGAUGCUUGCCUUGGGCCAGGCAUCUGAAUGUCUACGGCUCAUGGCCCGAGCGGGCCUGGGAUCUUGCUCCUUUGCCAGAGUCGACGACUACUUGCACUAGCUGACCACACUGUCUGGCCCCACCUGGCCCUCCCUCGGCCCCAGGGCUGGAGCAGCCCUGCCCUCCAUCGGCACCUGGUGCAGGGACCUGGAAGCCACGGGCAGAGUCCACUCCUCCUGCCUGGCCUCCCCCGUUCCUUUCCUUCCUUCCUUCCUUCCUUCCUUCCUUCCCUCCCUUCCUUCCUUUCUUUUUCUCCCACCCUCAGUCUCUCUCUCUCCCCCCUUCAUGUGCAGCAGCCUAUGACACAGUAUUGUCUGGUUACUUCUAUUUUGAAAGAGGGGGUUUGUUUUGAGGAGAGGUUGGGGUUUUUUAAUCUUUUUUUUUUCCCCUCCUGACUGAGCCACCAGUAUUUAUCUCUGGAGAGUUUGUGCUGAGCUGGUUUCUGCUAAUUUAGUGGUGAAGCCUAUCCAAGUUGGUGAUAGCUUAUUAUUUUCAUAAGUAAAAAAAAAUGAGAUUAUAUAUAUAUAUAUAUAUAUAAAUAUAUAUAUUAAAAAAAGACACAGUAUUUAUCGUAGUGUUAGUGGUCCAGCACCUCUUGGGUGAAGCUGUCCAGACACCAUAUGUUUUUGAGUCCAACUCAUUAAAAAAGAAUCAUCUCUGUCACCUCAGCCAAGUGAUUCGUUUAUUUCAGGCUUCCCCUUUGUUGAGCCACAGGCCCAGCUGCAGCCUAGGGAAGCCCAGUAGGCUUUGGGGGCCACAUAGUGGGCAGGUCAGGCUAAGCUGGUUUGCAGCAUCUGAGAGGUGUGGGUGCCUAGGCCCCUGAGAGCUGAACUGAGCAGAGAACUGCAGGGCCAAGGGUCCAAAGAAGAGAUGAAUUGGCCCGGGGCUACACAGCAGAGCAAGGGAGUUAGAGGGUCCUUGGCUAGCACGCUAUCUACCAUUCUACCCUGCCUCUCACUGCCUGCCUUGCCUCUCUCUCUCUUCCCUUUUCAACAUCCUGCCUACCUUUGUUGUUAAGAUGGCCAAAUAAUUCAUUUACUCUAAAUUGAUUGCCUGGAAAUUACCUGCCUUUGACCCGAGAGCUGCUGAGUAUCAGGCUGUGGGGAGGAAGUCUCCAUACCCAGGACAGAGGCCCUUGAAUACAGGGGCUGCCUUCUUCCUGCCUGGAUCUUCACCGUCUCUGCACAGCUCUGAUGGAAUUGAUGCUUUCUGUUGAAAAGCCAGGACCUUGUGGAGACAGAUUUUUGGGCUGCCAGUCGCUGGAGUGGAUGGAACCCUUGACCCCCUAGGCCAGGCCUCACUGUAGCUGUGCCAGGCAGCUCCUUUGCAGUUUGGCCCCGGCCACUCUUAGGAAAGACUGUUAAGAAUAUUUGCUGGCCAGAGGAAAGGACCUCAUGGGCUUUACAAAUGUCCCACCGUCCAUGUCAGACGGAUCCUCACAGCUAGUGGGUCAAAAACAGUCCCGGUACUGCCAUCAGGGAAUCAGGAGAGGAAGGGUUACGAUGCUGCCAGGACUUAGGCCAGCCAUCUGUGGAGAGGACAGACUGCCCAGGAGGAAGAAAGGGAAGAGGCCUACCAGAGGAGCACCAGGAUGGGCUGGGAUUUCCCCAUCGGCCUCACAGUGGGAGGGAGUGCCCAGGCAGCCCCUGCAAAGGGGCAGGGUCAGAAGUCGAGCUUCCAGUCCCUGCCUGGAUCUGGGCUGGCCAAGCUCCUGCUCUCCAUCAGUGGAUUCAGGAAUGGUUGGCGUGGCCUGAGAUAUUCAGUGCCCACCAGGACUCGCUGGGCCUACAGCUGGACAACAAGAGAAAUGAUUGAGUUAUACUAACUGCUGGUGAUGGGCCCAGUGGCCCUGUGCUCUCCCAGAAUUCUGCCCUGGGACAUGAUCCUGUAGGCUGCUGCUUUUUUCUUGGUCCCUACUAGGGCCCCAGCUGGCAUCCCAGAGACCGCAACCCAUCAGGGAGGUGUUGUCCUGUCUGUAAAGGAAAUUCAUCCUGUGCAAACCUGGGGAUGCCUAGCUCCCAAACCAGGAAGUUGGAAACAUCAGGCUCUUAAAAUGGUCAGAAGCAAGCAGGAUUGGGAAUUAAAACCAGAGGCUUUUGCAACUGGAAUGAAGUUCAGAGAACAUCUACUCCAACAAUCCUCUCCUUUUAUAGAUAAGGAAACAGGCCCAGGAGAUUAAGUGACUUGGCCAAAGUCACACAACAAAUUAGGGCAGAACUGGGACUAACCUCAUCCCUGAGGAUUGGACAACACUGUUUAGUCCUAAAGCUGAAUGGCGGGUGAGGGGUUAGGCUGGCGAGGCCUCCAGCAGUGUCUGCGCAGCUGGUACCUUCAGGGGUGUGUCAGGGAUGGGGAUGGGUGCCUGGGCUUGGGUUGUAGAGCGGCUGAGCGGCCCAGGAGGGCUCAGGACAGCUGUGUGCUGCUUGGGGUUGGGUGUCCGCCUGCCUCACACUCAGUACCCAUGGCCACCUCCCCAUUUUCUGUGCCUUAUCUCACUGUUUCAGCUGAGUCCAAGUUGUUUACUCUGUUCCUCUCCAGAGGGGCUUUCUGUCCCAGUUGGACAGCAUAACUUUGGGACAUAAGCCUUUGCCCCACAAGCCGUGGAGAGGACCAAAUUCAAGCUGCUUGAGCCCACUGUCUUGCUGAUAGUCCAGGCCUGCCUGCCAGCCCGAGGAGCCCCUUAUGCACACCCAGUCCUGCCAGCCUGCUUCCGGGAGCCGAGAGUGGGGAAGGCACCUGGGAGGAGUCUCGGUGAAGAGCUGAACUUGAACCAAGGAGGCAGGAAGAAGACCUGGCUCUGUUGGGUUGUUCAGCCCUGGGGGAGCAGCCUUCCCUACUUACCUUUUCCUCUUGCUUCACCAAAUGGUCGCUCCUUCCAGAGCAGGAACUGGCGGACACGCAAAGAAAGCCAGAACCCCUGUUCCUCACCUACAUGGGUCUGUGGCUGGGUGUCGGCCGGCAGAACAGGGACACCAAGAGAUGGAGAAGCGGGGACUGCCCAGCCUCCCAGCACCUUCCUACCCCUUAAGCAAGCACAAAGAAGAUGAGGCAGAGACCUGUCAGAGCUGAAAGUUCCUUUGGUCGCUCACAACUCAGGUAUGCACACUGUGUGGCAGCUGGGCAGGAGAGCCCUACUUGACCACCAGCCCCGUGCACACGGACCUGUGGCCAGAUUGUGGACUCUGGCUGCCUCAGGCGCCGCCUCUUUGCAUUGGGUUUUCCUCCAUUAGUAACUACAGCUGACACAGACGUCCUCCACGUUGUGCACACUGGUUCUGCCUUUGUCCUCGCAAUUUGAUACUUGGCAUUAGCAUGAAACUUGUGGGUGUGGGAGGGUUUAGAGAGAAUUCUAACACAAAACAUCCUAUUAAAUUGUACUUGAGAGAUGAAAAAACUCCUGUUGUAUUUUGACAGAAUUAUUUUUAUUAAAAUACACAUCCAUGAGUA